This is a messenger RNA of Xylaria bambusicola, 850 nucleotides long. RefSeq lists its product as uncharacterized. The transcript is spliced from 3 exons. The record is from RefSeq and is a predicted model, not a curated record. The coding region runs from base 305 to 664 and encodes 119 amino acids. NCBI's taxonomy places the organism in Eukaryota, Fungi, Ascomycota, Sordariomycetes, Xylariales, Xylariaceae.
CGUCCUGACGCUGACGCCUUGUGUUACUCCGUCCCGCCCCGCCUGUAUCUCGGCGGCAAUUGCUCGUUUAUUCGCUUAGUGACUUUCCCGCCGACUUCUACUCAUCUUGCUACAUCCAACUCUAACGACAAAGUCACCGAUCAUCGGCAGCUGAUUGCUCGUCACUGUUAUCGUUCGCUUCCGAAUUUGUACUAGUCGUAAUAGUAUAAAGAAAACCGAAAAGUGCUGCCAUCGUAGAUUGCGUAGCCUGACAAUCAAUCGUCAACUUGCUCGUUAUGCCGAGCUCUUUGAGCGCAUUUGCAUCAUGGCGUUAAAGUUGAAAGUGAAACUCUCGCUAUCGAAGUCCCGUUACACUUUCGUGUUCCCUGCCGUGGGCGCCGAGUUCGAUCCCACGACCAUGAAACAGCACACUUGGCAAGAAAUGAGCUCACAGAUCGAUAUCGAUGAGCCGUCGAUUGAGGAGAAGAGAGUGGCCAAGCUUGUCAAGCUUUGCCUCUUUCCAGCGUUGUACGCCUAUCCGAAGACGUCCCCUGAAUAUGCUUCUAGGCCAUUAGAGAUUGAUAUGAAAAGCCAACUUGUAGACUAUCGCAAUUUCUUCGUCGAUGAUGGAGAAUUGACCACGGGGGAACCUAUUAUAGUAUUUAAGGCUCUGGUGCAGUUGUGACCCUAUCUGUGAUAUCGGGUAGGAACGAAUGCCAGGUGUUUGACGGCCGAGCAUUGGUUCAAGGGAAGAACUUCCUCACACCCAGCAAGGCAGGCAUGGCAUAAAAGUGAGCAGAUUCCAGUAAUGGUUGAGUCUGAUUGUGGCUAUAUCUACGAGCUAUCAAGAUGUAUCCACUCUUUGGUAGUG